Molecule: messenger RNA, 1439 nt
Organism: Colletotrichum godetiae
Lineage: Eukaryota; Fungi; Ascomycota; Sordariomycetes; Glomerellales; Glomerellaceae
Exons: 1
Coding region: 148-1107 (319 amino acids)
Molecular function (GO): hydrolase activity, acting on carbon-nitrogen (but not peptide) bonds, in linear amides
Source: RefSeq, a predicted model, not a curated record
CCACCCGACAUCAACCUCCGUUCGUGUCUCCGGAAGACCAAGCCUUCCAACUUCCCGACAACAAGAUACAACCCACGACACAACCAAACUCAUUCAAAAGUCUUCUAUUCAAAGAUCCACAGCUCUCCUAUCCCAAAAUAACUCAAAAUGGCCCCCUCCUUCCACAUCACAUCCGCCCACCCAACCCUCCACUGGUCCAGCAAAACCAAACCCAUCCUCACAGUGCCCCCCAACGAACCCGUGACUUUCGACCUAGGAGACUCCUCCGGCGGCCAAAUUACACCCACCACAACAACCACCCACCUCGCAACCCUAGAUCUCGCAACCUUUGACCCGAUCUACGGCCCCGUCUCCAUCGAAGGCGCAUCCCCCGGCUCCGUCCUCGAAAUCGAAUUCCUCUCCUUGAACCCCUCCUCCGGCUGGGGCUGGACCGCAAUCCUCCCAGGCUUCGGGCUCCUCGCCGAUGAAUUCCCACACCACGUCAUAAAACACUUUAAAUGGACCGACGACGCGACGCACAUCGUGUUCAAACCAGGCAUCAAAGUCCCACUGCAUCCGUUCCUGGGAAUCUCUGGCGUAGCACCCGCUCAAGAGGGCCCAUUCUCGACGAUUCCGCCGUUGGAGACGGGCGGGAAUAUAGAUUGCAAACACAUCACAGCCGGCACGAAACUCUACCUCCCCAUCCGCGUCCCCGGCGCGAAUUUCUCCUGUGGAGACGGGCAUGCUGCGCAAGGGGACGGCGAAGUCUGCGGUACCGCAAUCGAAACGCCCAUGAAAGCUACUCUCAGCUUUACUAUUCGAAAAGACAUGCCCUUUGUCACGAGUCCGCACUAUGAUACGCGCGGGUCAGCGUAUGCGAGGGCCCAUCGGGUAGAGGAUGGUGGUGUGUAUGCGGUGUUGGGCAUCGAUUCCGACUUGUUGGAGGCGAGUAGGAAGGCGCUGAGGGCGUUGAUUGCGUACCUUGUUGCAACGAGGGGGCUUGAGAGGGAGGAGGCGUAUAUGUUGUGCAGUAUCGCGGCCGAUUUGAAGAUUGCGGAGAUUGUGGAUAUGCCCAAUUUUGCUGUGUCUGCGAGUAUUCCCUAUUCUAUUUUUGAGGACCAUUCUUGAUCUACCCAACAAUGCUUUUUAAAGUACAAAAACGAAAGUCCGAUAAUGGUAUCUUUUCUUCAUACAAACCCCCCAUAUCAUUAUGGAUGUACAUUUAUCAUGUUGCUACACUCUCCUUGCUGGAAACCCCCUCAAAGGCCCUCUUCGAACUCCUUCUGACACCCAUGUAAUUAAACUCCGGAUCGCCCAUCACACCAACAGUGUAAUGCCUCGUCUGAUCACAUUCCCUCCGGAACCAUCCCAGCCGGAAGCCUAUACCAGUCAUGCGCCCGUGCAACUCAGCCAAAGACAUCAUUUCGGCACCAGGCGGCAGAUGCGCCGCGACGUUCGAG